This is a messenger RNA of Chiloscyllium plagiosum (whitespotted bambooshark), 5031 nucleotides long. RefSeq names its product semaphorin 3G (gene sema3g). NCBI's taxonomy places the organism in Eukaryota, Metazoa, Chordata, Chondrichthyes, Orectolobiformes, Hemiscylliidae. Gene Ontology annotation, molecular function: semaphorin receptor binding; chemorepellent activity. The record is from RefSeq and is a predicted model, not a curated record. Gene Ontology annotation, cellular component: plasma membrane. Gene Ontology annotation, biological process: positive regulation of cell migration; semaphorin-plexin signaling pathway; negative chemotaxis.
CCUGGGUGUAGGGACGAGGAGGAGCUCCCUACAUAUAAAGCCCACCAGAAACGCUUUCCCUCUCUCGGACCAAUAUAGACCAGGGAUAAGGCGGCGGUGUCUGCAGUAAAUCGAAACCCUGCAACCUCUUAGGGGGCGGAGGUGACCACUCUGCCGGUCCUUUUCCUGCUGCUGUCCCUCUCCCCUCCUGAAUUCGCCACCUGCCAGGAUUUUAAGAAACCUCAAGGCAGUUUCACCAACAGCAGCGAAAGAACGCUCCGGUAAAGGUGUCACUUCGGAACUGUUUAAAACUGUCACAAACAAAAUGAAGGGUUUACUCUGUCCGACACAAACUCUCAGUAGCCUCCUGCUGCUGCUCCUCAGUCUGACUGGUCUACAGAAUGUGAGAGCUAAAAUGAAUAUUCCCAGACUUCGACUGUCCUACAAAGAUCUCUUGGCAGCCAAUCGAUCAGUCAUGUUCUUUGGUCACCGUAGUUUCCUGGAUUUCCGCUCGAUGUUCCUCGAUGAGUACCACGACCGUCUUUUCAUUGGAGCCAAGGAUGCCUUGUACUCACUCCAGCUGGACCAGACAAACAUUGAUGCCCAAGAGAUUUACUGGCCAGCUUUGCCUGGUCAGGAAGAGGAAUGUGCCCUCAAGGGGAAAGACCCAUUUAGUGAAUGUGCCAACUACGUGCGGGUGUUGCACCCAUACAACCGAACCCACCUGCUGGCCUGUGGGACAGGAGCCUUCCAGCCAAUCUGUGCCCUGAUCUACGUGGGACACCGAGGAGAGCAUGCUUUCAGGAUGGAGGUGAACAGCAUACAAAAUGGCCGUGGCAAAUGUCCACAUGACCCAAACCGACCUUUUGCGAGCACUUUCAUUGGUGAGGAGCUGUACUCCGGACUGACAGCCGAUUUCUUAGGGAGGGACCCUGUCAUAUUUCGCAGCCUGGGAUCUCGCUCAGCCAUGAGGACAGAACUCGACCAGCGCAUGUUACAAGACCCCAAGUUUGUGGCCGCUCACCUCAUUCCAGACAACGUGGAUCGUGACAAUGACAAGGUUUACUUUUUCUUCACGGAGAAGGCCAUGGAGUCAGAGGGCAAAGUCCGAGCAAUCUACAGCCGCAUCGGACGCAUUUGUGCAAAUGACGCAGGAGGUCAAAGGGCACUAGUAAACAAAUGGAGCACAUUUGUCAAAGCCAGGCUGAUAUGUUCUGUCCCGGGACCUGAUGGAAUAGACACGUACUUUGAUGAGCUUGAGGAUGUGUUUCUACUGAGAACGAAAGAUGAGAAGAAUCCUGAAAUUUAUGCUCUAUUUAGCACAAUAAGCAAUGUAUUCCAAGGUUAUGCUGUUUGUGUCUAUCAUAUGGCUGAUAUACGAGAGGUGUUCAACGGACCGUACGCUCACAAGGAAGGACCUGACUAUCAGUGGACUGCUUAUGAGGGCAAGGUACCUUAUCCAAGACCUGGAUCUUGUCCGAGUAAGAUCACCACCCAGCCCAGUCGACUGGACACUAGCACCAAGGAUUACCCAGACGAUGUUCUGCAUUUUGCUCGCAGCCAUCCUCUUAUGUUCCAGUCAGUGUUCCCUAUCAACCAGCACCCGGUGCUCAUCAAAACCAAUGUCCAGUACAAGAUGACGCAGAUCGUGGUGGACCGGGUAGAGGCAGAAGACAGUCAAUACGAUGUCAUGUUCAUUGGGACAGAUACUGGGCUAGUCCUGAAGACAAUUGCCCUGCGGAAGGGUAACGGCGUACAGAGUGAGGAAGUUAUUCUCGAAGAACUCCAGGUUUUUAAGAUUCCGAAUCCUAUCACGUCAAUGGAGAUAUCAGUGAAACGGCAGCAGCUGUACGUUGGCUCGAGGGUAGGCGUUGCCCAGGUGAAGCUCCAUCAGUGUGAGACUUACGGUAAUGCAUGUGCCGAGUGCUGCCUCGCCAGAGACCCCUACUGUGCCUGGGAUGGAAGCUCCUGUACCAGAUACCUGCCAGCUGCUAAAAGACGUUUCCGGAGACAGGAUAUUUGGAACGGUAACCCCAUUCACCAGUGUCUGGAUCAGAGUCUGAUCGUAGAAGAGUUUGAUAGUGCGGAGGAGAGAGUGGUAUAUGGGACUGAACACAACAGCACCUUUCUUGAAUGCAUCCCAAAGUCUCUUCAGGCCACCGUUAAAUGGUUCAUCCAGCGAGCUGUGGACGAUCUGAAAGAUGAGGUGAAAACCGAUGACAGGAUCAUCAAGACUGAGCACGGCCUGUUAUUCCGAAAGAUUUACCGAAUGGACGAAGGGACAUAUUACUGCAAAACGAUGGAGCACGGCUUCACACAGACAGUGAGCAAGAUCUCGCUGGAGGUGAUUGAGAGCGGGCAGCUGGAUGAGAUCUUCGGCCGUGACGACGAGGAGCACACCAACCGCCCAUGCGUCACACAGCCUCGGCGACUGCACAGCCAGAAGCCGUGGUUCAAGGAUAUCAUGCAGCUGAUCGGCUACUCGAACCUGCACCGCGUGGAGGAGUACUGCGAGCGGGUCUGGUGCAACGAGAAACAGCGCAAGAAGCGCAAGAUGAUGGUGAACAAGUGGAAGUACGUGGGGGAAGUGGGCCGGCGGGCAAAGAGCAAACCUCGCAACAGGACACCCAGGCACAUCCCUGCUGACACAUAAAAUCCAUUUGAACUCUGCUUGGAUGGUUAGUAAGGGACUGAGCCCAAGAGGCAAAGCAUCUGAGCAACUUUUCAAAAUAGACUUUUCUCAAUUGAGGCUGUGAACCCCAUCGCUGGUAAUUACGGGAGAGAGGAUAGCCUCAGUUCAAACAAAUGAAACCAAAGACUUCCCCAAAUCUUCAUCUCCAUUUCUAACAAAGAACUUUGUCAAAUAUUCCUGUGAUUUUUGAGUUUAUUGCGCCAUAGCAUUGAUCUUGUUGAUUUAGUAACCAGGACUGUACUGUAAUGUCAAGCUCUGCAUAUUUAUAACUGUUAUUUAAUGACUCCUUGGAAUUGCUGAAUGACCAAUGUGAGGACAAAGAGCCUGCUAUAUUUGAACAGAAGCCAUAAAAACAAAUAGAGCAAGGAAUGGCUGGAGUGGAGUGUUUCCCAAAUUGUUGAACCAUUGGUCUAUAUGUUAUUGUUUGCAUGAGCAGGGCUAGAUAGAUGACAUCUUAAGUCAGAGUUGCGUGGUUGACCCAGGGAGGUUGGUUCUACAGUCAUCUAUCACAGUGUGUGUAAAGUGUCUGAGCAAAACCUGACAGCCCAUACCACAGCAAGAUACAAUUCUUUAUAAUUGUUACAUGUUUUAAUGACCAAUGGAUGUGGUGUUUCUAGGGUACUCCAAGAGAUGCUAUCAACCCUUGAGAUCUUUAGUAGUUAAUGUUUUGAUUUUGUUAGAGCGGAAGUUGAGCAAACCAGGUUUAUUGAUUCAUGAAAAUGGCAUUGAGAACUAGGCUUAGCCCAUGAUUAUGUUUUUGUGAAGCUCUGUUCCAGGGAAUGGGGGUUUUCUAGUUGGUGAAUUCUGACUUUUGAUGGAUGAACCAUGAGGUAAAGUUGCCAUAGGCCUACCAGACCCUAGGGCCACUCUCUGACUGGGAGGGAUGACUGAUGGUGAUGUAACACCUCAGGCAAGGUUUUCAGGUGAAGGCAGAACCUUCAUGGUGACCCUGGCGAUGAACCCAAGCUGUUAAUAUCACUCUGCAUUGCAGUUAUCCAACCCACUGAGCUAACCAACUCUUGCAUGCAUUACGUAGAAGGGUAUUGGAUGGCUGUUUUCAGAUGGGUGUGUUCUAAUGGGUGUAUCCCGAUGUGUGUAGUCCAAUGGGUGUAAUCUGAUCGGUGUAAUCUGAUGUGUGUAAUCCAAUGUGUGUAGUCCAAUGGGAGAAUUCUGAUUGGUGUAGUCUGAUGGGUGUAUUAUGAUGGGUGCACUCUGAUUGGUGUGAUCCAAUAGGUGUAUUCUGAUGAGAGAAUUCUGAUUGGUGUAUUCUGGUGGGAGUAUUCCAAUGGGAAUUUUCUGAUGGGUGUAUUCUGAUGAAAGUCUGCUGAUGGGAUUAUGCUGAUGGUUGUAUCCCGAUGAGAGUAUUCGGAUGGGAAAAUUCUGAUUGGGGUAUUCUAAUGGGAGUAUUCUGAUAGGAAUUUUCUGAUGGGUGUACUCCAAUGGGUAUAUUUCAAUGCAACUUUUCCAAUGGAAGCAUUCUGAUAAGAGUAUUCGGAUGGAUGCCUGGUUGUGAUAUUUCAUUUUUAGAAACUCCUGGUUUGUCCAAACAUUACCUAAUGGCUGAUCCUGGUUACAAUUGUUCUGGUUCAUUGUUGACUUAAAGAAUAAGCCAUUUGUGAUUGAUGUUGUAAGUAGGCACAUGAGCAUUUAACAGUAACAUUUCUCAAGGGGUAUGGAAAGAAAAAUGAGUGUGCGAUUCUGCUCUGGACACAAUAAAUCUCUCUCUGGAUUGUGUAUCAGUCUCUCACCCUGGUAAUUAACAAUUAAAUUGAUAAAUUUACUGUUAACCUUUCAUUGAAGGCCUGGUUACAUGUUGCACAUGGAGUCAAUCUCCCGGCAGUCCCAGCAUCAGCGAGGGUGGUGGGAGAGCAGCUGGAAAUCAGACCCCUGCCUUUGCCUCUGAUCACCCCCCACCCUUUCCCCCAGCCUACUCUUGACCCAUAAGGCCCACAUCCAUUCCUGGGUCUCUGCUAUUUGUGGUGCCAGCAACUGUUGCCCUCCACUGGCACUAGCAGCAAUAUGUAGCUGUCUGCCUCUAAUUGACCGACAGCUCCUGGCUAUUGGGUCUUCCAUUAUUGUGGACCUCCAUCGUGGAAAAGACCUGCAGGUGACCAUUUCAGUGCCUGAAGGACAUUUGAUACCACUGGACCCUACCCACACAACUAAUGAGGUUCCCCACUGGCUCUCCAAUCAAUGGAAGAAACACCCAUCAGCCCAGGGAGUUCUUAAUAUUCUAGAAUAAAGCUCCUGAACAAGUGGUAAAAGCUGGUUCCACGCUAACGUGGACUUUUUUUCAUUGGAGAAAAGGAGGAGGAGAGGGGACCUAAUUGAGGUAUACAAGAUAAUGAGAGGCAUAGAUA